This is a messenger RNA of Mycena citricolor, 1335 nucleotides long. The record is from the annotation of a GenBank genome assembly. NCBI's taxonomy places the organism in Eukaryota, Fungi, Basidiomycota, Agaricomycetes, Agaricales, Mycenaceae.
AUGUCAUCUUCCUCGCCUUCCUUCAAGUCUUUGGGCUUGAUAGACCCAUUACUCGAAGCCCUCCAGCAAGUCAACUUCACCACUCCCACCGAUAUCCAAGUCGAGGCUUUACCGCACGCAUUAGAGGGACGAGAUAUCAUUGGUGUCGCAUCUACGGGAUCUGGCAAAACCGCUGCUUUCGCUCUACCGAUCCUGCAGAAGCUAUGGGAGGACCCGAAAGGCUUAUUCUCAUGCGUUCUCGCACCAACGCGCGAACUUGCGUUCCAAAUCUCCCAGCAGUUUGAAUCAUUAGGCUCAGCUAUGGGCGUUCGGUGUGCCGUCAUUGUCGGUGGUGUCGAAACCAUCGCCCAGUCUGUGGCUCUUGCAAAGCGACCGCAUGUUGUCGUUGCAACACCGGGACGACUUCUAUGGCAUCUCGAAAAUACCAAGGGCUUCAGUUUGAAGGGGAUCAAGUUUUGGUGCGGUGUUCUGGACGAGGCUGAUCGGCUUCUCGACAUGGAUUUCGGUCCAGUGAUUGAUAAAAUAUUGAAGCUCGUGCCGACAGAGAGGACCACAUACCUGUUCUCGGCUACCAUGACUUCCAAGGUCGCCAAGUUGCAGCGAGCGAGUCUGUCCAACCCGGUCAAAGUCGAGGUUUCGUCAAAAUACCAAACAGUGUCGACAUUGUUGCAGUACUACCUGUUCAUGCCUCUGCAGGACAAGGACACGUACCUCGUGGCCAUCGCCAACUCUAUGGCCCAGAGCUCCAUGAUCAUCUUCACGAGGACAGUGCACGACGCAGGCCGAAUUUGUAUAAUAUUGCGAACACUGGGUUUGCCUGCUGUUCCCCUUCACGGACAACUCUCGCAGAGUCAGCGAUUGGGUGCAUUGGGCAAGUUCAAAAGUGGAAGCAGGAAAGUGCUGGUGGCCACGGACGUAGCUAGCCGAGGGUUGGAUAUACCAUCGGUGGACGUUGUCAUCAACUUUGAUAUUCCGACGCACUCAAAAGAUUAUAUCCAUCGAGUCGGACGAACAGCCCGCGCAGGCAGGGCAGGGAAAUCGAUCACCCUGGUGACUCAGUACGACGUCGAACUGGUGCAGCGCAUAGAGAAGACGAUCGGGAAACAGAUGGAACUCUGGGCAACUGAUCCCGAAGAAAUCGCACUUCUCAAGGAACGAGUGAACGAGGCGGGGCGGCUAGCAACGGUCGAAUUAAAAGAUCAGGCAGCCAAUGGAAAGUCUGGAAAAAAGCAUCCUCGAGAUAGCGGCAAAACACGGGCCGAUGAUCAGGACCGAGACGACGACGAAGUCGAAGCUGGGAUGCCAUCCAGGAAAAAGAAAAUGAAGCGUAGAUAG